UCCAUGAAUAAAGAUAUGUUAAUUAGGAGCUAUCCAGUCUAGAUUUUACAGGUAAAGUGGUUUAUUGGAUCAAAAAAUAAGUUAAGGGGCAUAAAUAUAAUUUAAUCAGUUUUUCGGGCGUUGACUAAAAAUUCUCGAAGAGCUAUAACAAUUUGGAGCUAGAUUUUCUGGGAAAAAAAAUCAGAAAAGCUUUGAGAGAAUCGAGCGCACUUCUUCAAUGGCGACCAAAGUUUACAUCGUGUACUACUCGAUGUACGGCCAUGUGGAGAAAUUAGCUCAAGAGAUUAGGAAAGGUGCUGCUUCUGUUGAUGGUGUUGAAGCCAAACUCUGGCAGGUACCUGAGACGCUCCAAGAAGAUGUGCUCUCUAAAAUGAGUGCACCACCAAAGAGCGAUGCUCCUAUUAUCACCCCAAAUGAGCUUGCUGAGGCUGAUGGAUUUGUCUUCGGCUUCCCAACAAGGUUUGGUAUGAUGGCUGCUCAGUUCAAGGCAUUCUUGGAUGCAACCGGCGGCCUUUGGAGGACUCAGCAACUCGCCGGUAAGCCAGCCGGAAUCUUCUACAGCACAGGGUCCCAAGGUGGUGGUCAAGAAACCACCGCAUUAACUGCCAUUACUCAGCUGGUUCAUCACGGGAUGAUCUUUGUUCCGAUUGGUUACACAUUUGGUGCCGGAAUGUUUGAGAUGGAGAAUGUGAAAGGUGGAAGCCCGUAUGGGGCAGGAACGUUUGCCGGAGAUGGGUCGAGACAGCCAACGGAACUGGAGCUGGAGCAAGCAUUUCACCAAGGGAAGUACAUAGCUGCCAUAAGUAAGAAGCUCAAGGGACCUGCUGCUACUUAGAGCUCUCUCAAAAAGAUAAUAUUUUGAUGCCUUGUUGGUGAAUUCCUACAAAUUGGCAUUUUGUGAUUUUUUCGCUUUGGAAUUAUCUAACACUGAAUGAGUUACUUCUGCUCAUGAGCAAAUAACACGCCAUUGCCUUGGUUUGUAACUUGUCCCACUUCUUUACUUGGUUUAAAGGGGAAACUCACUUGGUACGCUGUUUAGUGAAAACAUUGUUGCCCA
This is a messenger RNA of Arabidopsis lyrata subsp. lyrata, 1057 nucleotides long. RefSeq names its product probable NAD(P)H dehydrogenase (quinone) FQR1-like 1. NCBI's taxonomy places the organism in Eukaryota, Viridiplantae, Streptophyta, Magnoliopsida, Brassicales, Brassicaceae. Gene Ontology annotation, molecular function: FMN binding; NAD(P)H dehydrogenase (quinone) activity. The transcript has 4 exons. Bases 218 to 835 code for a protein of 205 amino acids. The record is from RefSeq and is a predicted model, not a curated record.